Messenger RNA from Oryzias melastigma (Indian medaka), 2722 nucleotides. Its product is annotated as ribosomal RNA processing protein 1 homolog A. The coding region runs from base 99 to 2624 and encodes 841 amino acids. NCBI's taxonomy places the organism in Eukaryota, Metazoa, Chordata, Actinopteri, Beloniformes, Adrianichthyidae. Gene Ontology annotation, biological process: rRNA processing. The transcript is spliced from 16 exons. The record is from RefSeq and is a predicted model, not a curated record. Gene Ontology annotation, cellular component: preribosome, large subunit precursor; preribosome, small subunit precursor; nucleus.
GUGGAGUCAGCGCCGGAACUGUGACGUCAUCCAGCCGCGCCGCCGUGUGGAACGUGGGGAAAGUUUUAGCUCUGCGUGCACGUGAAAACCCCGCGAGCAUGGCGUCGAUUCAGCAGCCGGAGGUCCUGCUGGCCCAAAGACUGGCCUCCAACGAGAAACCCGUCCGGACCAAAGCUCUGCGCAAGCUCAAGAAGUACAUCAGCGCGCGCGAGGGCGCCGCAGGUGGACUCUCAGCCGAGGAGCUGCUGAAGCUCUGGAAGGGCCUCUUCUACUGCGUCUGGAUGCAGGACAAGCCUCUGCUGCAGGAGGAGCUUUCCUCGCAGAUCUCCAACCUCAUCCACAGCUUCCAGAACCCCCACAAGCAGCUUCUGUACCUGCAGAGCUUCCUGGAGACCAUGAAGCGGGAGUGGACCGGCAUCGAUCGCCUGCGGAUGGACAAGUUCUUCCAGUUGAUCCGCUUCAUGUUCCGACAAACCUUUGAGGCUCUGAAGAGAAGCUCCUGGGAGAGCGGGGCAGUGACCGGGUUCCUGGAGCUGCUCGGCUCUCAGCUCCUGCAGAGCGACAGUGGAGCGCCUUCCGGACUCCAGCUCCACGUUCUGGAGCUGUACCUGACCGAGCUGGCCGCUGUGGGCUCAGCUGAGCUCACCGCCGAUCAGAACCUGACCUUCAUCGACCCGUUCUGCAGAACAGUGGCCAAAACCAAGAAUCAGAUGCUCUUCGGCGCCAUCUGCAGCCGGAUCUUCAGCCCGAUCAUCGACCAGGCUCCCUUCGCCGUGGAGGACCUGAUGAGGGAGGUGUCACAAGCUGAGGACUCGGAGGAGGACGAGGGGGGGCAGGAGACCCAGAGUGGGAGGAGCCGAGGAAAACUCGUCAACGGUAAAGGCUCCAGUGAUGGAGUGGAUGAGGAGGAGGAGCUUCUUCAUUCAGAGCUGGAUUCCCAGCUUUCAGGUGACGAGGACAUCGGACCAGUCUUACAGUUCGAUUACGCCGCUGUUGCAGACCGGAUCUUGGAGCUGGCGGGUCGAGGAAACACGCCGGGUCGGAACCGACAAAAACUCUACAGGAUCGUUAAAGUGCUCAAGGACCUCAGUGAAGGCGUGUUUCCUCAGGACGAGUAUCCGGAGGAGGUCUCCACGGACGAGGACGACGACAUGUUCGGCAGCAGGAAGAGGAUGAAGAGGGGGGCCCGCCCGGACCGCGGCAAGGACGAGCCGGCGCCGGGACCGAAGAAGAGUUCUAAGCCAGGAAGUGACGCAUCAAACAAAAGCGAAGAACCGUCAAAGGAUGCCGGGAAAAAGAAGAAGAAGAAGAAGAAGAAGAGAAAGAAGGAAGUUCUGGGAGAUAAAGCGAACUCUGAAGACCCGACAGCAGCAGAACCAGUAGAUGGUCCAGAAGGUUCCUUGGAGGCGGAGCCUGCAGAUGAGGCGGAGCCUGCAGAGGAGGCGGUCCAGGAGCUUCAGCUGACCUCGGCUCCGGCUGAAACAGAGAACCUCUCUGAGGAGGAUGGUUCACUGAAGAAGAAGAGGAGAAGGAGGAAGAGGAGGAGCAAAAACAAGGUUCUGGAGGUGGAGACCAACCUGGAGGUGUCAGCAGAGGAAACCUCAGAACCUCCAGAGUCCAAAGAUGAGCCCACAAACAAAACUAAGAAGAAGAAAACCAGAGCUGGAUGUGAGGCUCCGGUUAACGGCUCGCCAGCUUCUGAUGUCGCCGCAGGCGGCGAGGAUUCAUCGGAGGACGGUCCGAAGAGGAGGAAGAGGAGUCAAAGCGCUGAGGAAGGCAGUCAGCAGGAGACCGCAGGAGCCUCACAACAGACGACUGAUGCCAGCGCGGACACGAAACCUCCAGAAUCAGGAAACUCCGCCCCUCUGAAGAAGAGGAGGAAGAGGAGGAAAGCACCAGCAGAUGAAGAAGUCGGAGGAGAUGCAGAAAGCCUGCAAGCAGACGACGAGAAAACAGAGGUUACCAUGGCAACGCCAACAAAGAAGAAGAAGAUGAACGGACUCCAGAGUCAGACCUCGGAGGAAACCGGUUUGAGAGUCGAGAUGACACCAGCUGACCGCCAGGAGGUCAAGAAGAAGAAGAAGAAGAAGAUCAUCCCCGUGGAGUUUGAGUUUGAGGUGGACGAGAUGAAGGAGGAGGCGGAGUCAGCAGGAGGCUCUGGAGAGAUGGACGCCAAGAAACACCAGCAGGUCAAGGUUCAGAGAGCUGCAGAUCCGGGCUCUCCUCUGAAGACCGGAACCGGUUCUGGAUCAGGGUCCGACUUCGUGUCCUUUAAGACCAGGACUGUGGUUCCGAAACCUCUCUUCUGCAAGACCAGGACGGGGCAGGUCACCCCGCUCUCCAAGAAGAAGAAGAAAAAACCGGCCCGGUCCGAGCUGAAGAAGGUGACCUUCGGCCUGACGAACAACCAGACUGCUGAGUUCAGGAAGAGCGACCGCAGCUCGCUCCUGAGUCCAGACGGGUCGUCUCGAGUGCCCUUUGACCCGGAGCAGAAACCAAAGUUUGGCGUUUUGAAGACUCCUCCCACCACGCCGAAGACCAGCAAGAGGCGUUCAAAGACGAAGAUCUCCAGUACUCCGAAAUCCACACCCAAACGGCGCCCCCUGGCCUCAGACUUCUUCUGACAGAACAUUCUCUGAUGUCGGAUCUUCAGGACUUUGAAAGGACAUCGCUGUUCUCCUGUUUUGAUUCUGUUUUAAUAAAGUUCUUCUUCCUGUUUUCA